Messenger RNA from Australozyma saopauloensis, 915 nucleotides. Its product is annotated as ribosome biogenesis protein TSR3. The transcript has a single exon. Gene Ontology annotation, biological process: maturation of SSU-rRNA. Gene Ontology annotation, molecular function: rRNA small subunit aminocarboxypropyltransferase activity. Lineage: Eukaryota; Fungi; Ascomycota; Pichiomycetes; Serinales; Metschnikowiaceae. Bases 1 to 915 code for a protein of 304 amino acids. The record is from RefSeq and is a predicted model, not a curated record.
AUGGCUAAAGGAAAGAACAAACAAAGCGAAGAAAGAGGAGAUAGAUCUCGAACUUCUAAUGGACACAAAUCAAAACAAUUCCAUUCCCGAAAGGGUAGACAAGAGGAGGGAGCGAUGAACCUGGUUCAAAGUAAGCUCCCUGUGAAAUUAGCGAUGUGGGAUUUUGAUCAGUGCGACCCAAAACGAUGCUCUGGAAAAAAACUUGAGCGUCUUGGCUACAUUAAAAAUUUGCAAGUUGGUCAAAAAUUCCACGGUGUGGUGGUGUCACCAAAUGGUAAAAGUGUUGUCUGCCCUGAUGACAAGGAAAUUGUUGAAACCGGAGGAGCAGCGGUGGUAGAGUGCUCAUGGGCUCGUUUAGAUGAAAUUCCUUUCCACAAAAUUGGAGGAAAAAAUGAAAGAUUGCUACCUUAUUUGGUUGCUGCUAACACUGUGAACUAUGGCAGGCCAUGGAAACUUAACUGCGUGGAGGCACUCGCUGCUUGUUUCGCCAUUGUAGGUCAUAUUGAAUGGGCCGAGGAACUUCUACAGAACUUUUCAUGGGGUCUCACAUUUCUUGAAAUUAACAAGGAGCUUAUUGAGAUUUACCAGCAGUGCACAGACUCCGAGUCAGUGAACAAAGCUCAAGAUGCAUGGUUGGCAAAGCUUGAAGAGGAGGUAAGACAAAGAAAAGAGAGAGGCUCCAGCGAAGAUAUUUGGAUGACAGGUAAUGUGAACAGGCAAGUGGAGCAAAGUGAGAGUGAAGAUGAAGACGAUGUUGAAUAUGACGCCUUAGGUAAUGCCAUUGCCAAGCAGACAUUGGAUGACAAAGAAAGUGACCAAGAAGAAGAAGAGAGAGAUGAGGAAGGUACAGAAGACGACAAUGUCGACGAGGAAGAGGAUGAAGUGGAAGAAGAAGAAGACAAAGAAAUUAAUUAA